UCACACUCCACUCUCCUCAACCAAAAGAUGAGUGUUCUAGCUCUCUCAAACUCCUUACCCACACUUCCACCAUCACCAUCCCAAUCCCAAUCCCAAUCCCAAUCCGAAACUCCAAAGCCUCUAUCACCACUCCUCUCCAAUUUCACCACCACCAUCCACAACAACUCAAUCAGUUGGACCAAGAAAACCAUAAUCACAGCUCUCUCCGGCGCUCUCUCCUUCGGACUCGUCUUCUCUCCGCCAUGCUCUGUUGCACUGGAAUCUCCCACCAUCCAAUCACCACCAUCUCCUUCUUCCGAGUACUGCCGCGAAGACGAGCAAGUAUUGAAGGCCGAGUCUGGUCCAGAACUGGUGACCAAUGCCGGAAUUGUUGAAGAAGCUUGGGAAAUCGUCAAUGACAGCUUUCUCGACACCGGUCGCCAUCGCUGGUCUCCCCAAACAUGGCAGGAAAAGAAGGAAGAUAUUAUGAGCACUUCAAUUCCGACGAGAGCAAAGGCUCAUGAUAUUAUCAGAAGAAUGUUGGCAAGCUUGGGCGAUCCGUAUACGCGUUUUCUUGAACCAGAAGAGUUCUCCAAGAUGGCAAGGUAUGACAUGAGUGGUAUUGGACUGAACCUUAGGGAAGUUCCAGAAGACAAUGGGGGUGUAAAACUGAAGGUACUAGGUCUCUUGUUGGAUGGUCCUGCACAUUCUGCUGGUGUUAGACAGGGGGAUGAAGUGUUAGCUGUUAAUGGAGUAGAUGUGAGAGGGAAAUCAGCAUUUGAAGUAUCAUCUUUGUUACAAGGCCCUAAUGAAACAUUUGUCACUGUAAAGGUCAAGCAUGGUAACUGUGGGCCUAUUCAAUCUAUCGAAGUGCAGAGACAACUUGUUGCUCGAACCCCUGUUGUUUAUCGUUUGGAGCAAAUUGACAAUGGCUCUGCUUCUGUUGGGUACAUGCGCCUAAAAGAGUUCAAUGCGUUGGCUAGAAAAGACUUGGUGAUUGCAAUGAAACGACUUCAGGAUAUGGGAGCCUCAUCUUUCGUUCUAGAUCUUAGAGAUAACCUUGGUGGAUUAGUACAGGCUGGAAUUGAAAUUGCCAAACUCUUCCUAAAUGAAGGGGAGACGGUGAUAUAUACUGUUGGAAGGGAUCUGCAGUACCAAAACACCGUUGUUGCAGAUACUGCACCAUUGGUUACAGCUCCUGUUGUUGUUUUGGUGAACAACAAAACUGCUAGUGCAAGUGAAAUUGUUGCUUCUUCGCUGCAUGACAAGAGAGCGGGUAAAGGCAAGGGUUUGAUUCAAUCUGUAUUUGAACUUCUUGAUGGAUCUGGUGUGGUUGUAACUGUUGGGAAGUACGUCACACCAAACCACAGGGACAUAAAUGGCAAUGGAAUAGAGCCUGAUUAUCGAAAUCUCCCAGCUUGGAGUGAUGUUACGCAGCACCUUUCUCAGUGCAGUAAGCUGCAAGGAUGAAGCAAAGGUUAUGGUCUUUCUAUUUAAGUUCUAGAUUUGAUUUCUUAGACAUUGCUUUUACCUUUAGUUGGAUAACCUAAUAUGGGCACAUUUGGUUGAUGCUGCCUUAUAUUUCUUGAAAAUGUGUCUCUAAAGGUGUAGUUGUAUAAUUUGCUUAACUUGCCCAAUGGCUCUUGUGCUUUAUAACUUGUGUCUACAUCCUUGCAAUGAAAGUGUAAUUGUUUUGAGAGGCGGCAAUAGAUUUUUGGAUUUGAGAGUUGAUUGAAUUAUUACUUGUAAAAAAUGGUUACAAGUUACAACCCAACUUUGUUCUUAUCGUACA
Molecule: messenger RNA, 1771 nt
Organism: Quercus lobata
Lineage: Eukaryota; Viridiplantae; Streptophyta; Magnoliopsida; Fagales; Fagaceae
Product: Peptidase S41 family protein
Exons: 12
Coding region: 28-1449 (473 amino acids)
Biological process (GO): proteolysis
Molecular function (GO): endopeptidase activity; protein binding; serine-type peptidase activity
Source: RefSeq, a predicted model, not a curated record